AGUGGUCCACUGACAGCUAGCCCACUCGACCCUCGCAGCUACACCAACGCCCGAUUCUGCUCUCGUGCUGGACAUUGAGGGCAUUCCGGGGGCUUUCUACGGCCUCUCGAUGGCAAAGCAGGCCGCGACAGCAGCGCCAAAUGCCACUGCCACCGCUCACACCACCGGCGCCUACGCCGCUGCUGUAGGCCCUGCACACCCCUCCUCAACAACGACCCUUCCAACUCUGCAAGCAGACACUACCGCCACCCACGAUCAAGCAGCCGCCUCGACGGGCAACUCGUUCCAGAGCAGCCAUGACGGAGCUCCCGUCGGCAUCUCGUUUCUGAAACCCCGUGUGGCCGCCGCACUUGGCGUGCCCCGACGAUGGCAUCCCCUCCUAUCUGCCUGCCGCCUCCUGACGAUCGGCCCGUCGCUAUGGUGGGGGGCGCGCAUAGCGCUGCGUUUCCUCAUCACGGAGCUCGUCGACUUCUCUGACCCCUCGGCGCCGACGCUGGCCGACUUACGCGCUGAUGCGGGCGCUUCUCUGCGUCUGGUUGAGACCUCACUCGUCUUCGUUUGGUGCUGGGCCUCUGCCUACCUCUCGUUCUUCUUCACCGACUGCCUCAUGUCCCGCUGGCUGCUCAACUAUACCCCGGAAGCCACUAUUGUUCGCCUUUUCACAAUCGACUGCAUCUUCACCUACCUCACGUCAUCCGCAAUUUACCUCACUGGGGCCUCCAAAUCGCCCUGCAUGCUCCUGCCAGCAUGGAUUGGCAUCUCAGCCGCCCUUACGGCGUGCUAUGCAAUUACACAGCGCAAGAUUAGCAUCCGCAAGGAGACCAGGCUCAGCAUUCGCGUCUUCAGUAUCUCGAGCCUCAUUAGCAUGUUCGCUCUCCUCGGGCAUAGCCACCUGACCCGGCCACGCGAUGACUAUCCGGAUAUCCCACUCCUCGCAGCGACGAGGCGCGCUACAGAGGUGUUAGGUAGUCUGCUGGUCAAGAUUCUGGGGGUCACGUGGGAGGACAGGAUAGCUGCAAAGCUUGGGACUUGAUUUUGGAAACGACAGCGCGCUUGAGAACAUGCCUGUCUGGAAUAUAUUUAUGAAGUUGUUCGAAGUGGUUGUCUUGAUGAAUUAGUGUGAAUAGCUCUUGAAGAAGGUGAUGGGGUUUCACGUGUGUCGCGUGCAAGAUCUUGGUGCGGUGACAAAGCCAGCCAACACCGCGGCACAAUGAUGUCACAACGACGAAAGUCUCAGCGUGGCUCCCGCUGAUCAGUCUUGUCAGUCUUUAAGAGUAGGGCUUUCCCCCUUCGUUGAGUAACAAUUCCACAUGAUGAGCACUGUCACGC
Molecule: messenger RNA, 1329 nt
Organism: Microdochium trichocladiopsis
Lineage: Eukaryota; Fungi; Ascomycota; Sordariomycetes; Xylariales; Microdochiaceae
Product: N-glycosylation protein-domain-containing protein
Exons: 2
Coding region: 110-1033 (307 amino acids)
Biological process (GO): protein N-linked glycosylation; cellular response to oxidative stress
Cellular component (GO): endoplasmic reticulum membrane
Source: RefSeq, a predicted model, not a curated record